AUGGAGGUAUCUAAUAGAGAAGUAAAGCAAAUCUUGCAGAAGAUGGUGAAUCCGCAAAGGAAAGAUUGGUCUAAGAAAUUAGACGACACAUUUUGUGCGUAUAGGACUGCUUAUAAGACACCCAUAGGGACUUCUCCCUAUUACAUCAUAUUUGGGAAACCAUGUCAUCUUCCGGCAGAAUUAGAAAACAAAGCUUAUUGGGCGAUUAAGAAGUUGAACUUGGACCCUGAACUAGCCGAUAGAAAGAGAGUCGAUAAUUGGCAUGAACUUGAAGAGUUUAAACGUCACGCGUAUGAGAAUUUCAAGCUGUAUAAAUAG
Solanum lycopersicum (tomato) is the source of this 318-nucleotide messenger RNA. RefSeq lists its product as uncharacterized. Lineage: Eukaryota; Viridiplantae; Streptophyta; Magnoliopsida; Solanales; Solanaceae. The record is from RefSeq and is a predicted model, not a curated record. Gene Ontology annotation, molecular function: nucleic acid binding.